Hevea brasiliensis (rubber tree) is the source of this 1495-nucleotide messenger RNA. RefSeq names its product metacaspase-1. Gene Ontology annotation, molecular function: cysteine-type endopeptidase activity. The record is from RefSeq and is a predicted model, not a curated record. Lineage: Eukaryota; Viridiplantae; Streptophyta; Magnoliopsida; Malpighiales; Euphorbiaceae. Bases 138 to 1322 code for a protein of 394 amino acids. Gene Ontology annotation, biological process: proteolysis. The transcript is spliced from 5 exons.
CUUCUAUUCGCCCAAGAGAUCGAACGAAUAUAUCACUAACUUUGACAAAGAACAGUUCCUCCUCGUCAUCAAUUAAUCAUUGUAGCUCAAUUACAAAAACCUUUUAUCUAAUUGCCAUUUCCAUCCUCUCAAACCAAAUGAUAGCAAAAACUAGCAAGCUAGAAAUGGCAAGUAGAAGAGAUAUUAGAUGCAGCUGGUGCGGUGUGCAGCUACUAGUGCCACCAGAAGCUCAAGCCAUUAGAUGUGCAGUGUGCCAAGCCAUUACCAGGGUUCAAUCCUACGACCCUUUAACUCAAGUCCGCGACUCCAUAAACCAGGCAGCUACCCGGAUCAUCAACAUGGUGUCUAGCACCAUGACUGGUCCGGUGAGUAGCUAUCCCGUGGCACCCGCGGUGGGGACCUGUGGUUAUGGUUAUUAUGUUCAGCCACCAAGGCCAGUAAUCUUGCCUCUUCCUUCACUCCAUGGAAGGAAGCGAGCAGUGCUUUGUGGGGUGAGCUAUAAAGGGAAGAGCUAUAGGAUGAAAGGAAGCAUUAAUGAUGUGAAGUGCAUGAGAUAUUUUCUUGUUGAGAAACUGGGGUUUCCUAGUGACUCCAUACUUAUGCUCACAGAAGAUGAGAUUUGCCCACUCAGGAUCCCAACAAAAGAGAACAUGAGAUUGGCUAUGCGAUGGCUUGUUCAAGGUUGUCAACCAGGAGACUCAUUAGUGUUUCACUUCUCCGGGCAUGGUUCAAAGGUGCCUGAUAAUGACAAGGAUGAGGCUGAUGGUUUUGAUGAAACUUUAUGUCCUCUUGACUAUGAAACUGAGGGAAUGAUAAUUGAUGAUGAAAUCAAUGACACCAUUGUAAGGCCUAUACCUAAAGGGGCUAUGCUUCAUGCCAUUAUUGAUUCCUGUUAUAGUGGAACCAUACUUGAUCUACCAUUUGUGUGCAAGAUGAAUAGGGAAGGAUACUAUAUAUGGGAAGAGCAAAUAUGUUCAUCAGAUACUUACAAAGGCACAAGUGGAGGGUUAGCCCUUUGUUUCAGCGCUUGUAAUGAUAAUCAAACUUCUGUGGAUACUACAGCAUUGUCAGGCAAUGCUUCAACUGGUGCCCUUACUUACAGCUUUAUCCAAGCAGUGGAAAACGAACCUGGAUUAACAUACGGUCGCUUGCUUAAUGCCAUGCGCCAGGCUAUUCGUGGGGCUAAAACUGGUGGAUUACGCCUCAGUGGUCCUAUUGCUGCUCUAAUUAACAGAGCCCUGUUUAAUACAGAGUUAACGCAGGAACCUCAAUUGUCUUCGUCAGAGAAAUUUGAUAUUUAUUCCAAACAAUUUUUACUGUGAUGCUUGCUUGUUUGCAAUGGCUGUUGUAUAAAAGUUAGGUUGCAACUGUUACAGGCUUGAACUCAUACAAGAAUGAGUCUAGCAAUCCUUAAAUUAAAUAUUUGUUGUAAGAUUUGUGCAGAGUCAAUAUACUCAUUAAUUCAAGUAUAUGCAAAGACUUUUUUUUAUUUUUA